AUGCAGCUGCAGUGGGGAGGGCGGGCAUUUUCGCGAUCGCGAUUCGGUGCCUGCGUCGGGGGCACGGGGGGAAUGCAAAGACUAGAAUACUCACCCGGCGAGUUUAUCUACACCACCAAGGCUAAGGCUGCGCAGUCGACCGGGUCAGAACUGACGCUAUCGCAACCCGUCGAUCCUUUCUCCUCCUUAUCCUCCGAUCAAAAAGCCUUAUUACACCACUUCAUAAAUGAUGCCUCUCAGAUCACGGCGUGUCAUUCAGGUAUGCAGCAGGACAUAUGUCGUAUGCUGGUCCCAAUGGCGCUCCAGACUCCCUCGUUACUAUACGCCACCACCGCUCUGUCAGCGAUCCAUAUCCAAGCCUUACACAACCAGUCGGACUCUGUCAAGUCAGCACCGGAUAUUGCACGGCUGAUGGCUCUUAGUCUAGAGCAUUUCCGCACUGAGUUACAAAACCCUUCGUCCAAGGACUCUGAGGCCCUGGUGGCGACUGCCCGGACACUAUGUCUCGCGGAGAUCCACUCUGGGGCCAUCAACCCGAAUUCGUGGAGGGCACAUAUUGACGGAGCGAGAGCGUUGAUGAGGGCAUCGGAUGCUGCAGGGGAAGAUUCGCUGCGGUCUGCAAGCGGGUUCCGAAGAUAUCUGGAUCGUUGGUAUUGGUCGAUUGUCUCGCUCACAGCUUUAACCGGAAAUGGACCUCCGAUUGGAGAUACCUCGGACUUUGUGUCAUCUGAUCUGAUGGGAAUGGGCGGGUCUCCAGACUACCUGGAUGACUAUUGGGGCUUCAGCGUUGACCUCGCGGCCGUUUUCCGGCAGAUCGGGGCUGCUGCCUGGCGCAAUCACGAAGCUGAGCAGGCCACCGGAGGCUUUGUGGCGGGAGAAGUCGACAGCAAUGUUGAGAACGAUGCUGAAUCCCUGGAACUUGCGAUUCGGCAGCUUAUGAACCGUGAUUCAAGCUCACAGCCUUCAUUUUACCCUGGUGCUGCAGAGGGCUUAUCCGCAGAAAGUGCUCAGCAGCUUCUGCUGUGUAAUGAAGCUUUCCAGCACAGCGCACUCAUUCAGAUACAUCGGCGACUGCGCAAAACACCUACUUCAUCGCCGGAGGUACAGCAGUCAGUGCAGCGCAUUCUGGAAUGCACUGCACAGAUUGGUCCUUCGUCUGGCCUCACACCUUGGGUGAUGUUGACGACGCCUAUUUUCAUUGCUGGCUGUGAAGCACGCGGCCAGGACAGGGAUACAGUCAGACAGCUUCUCUCAUCCUUACACGACACCAUUCGCGUUCCCAAUGUUUUACAGUCACUCAAAUUCCUCGAGCAGUAUUGGUCAGAUCAGCUCGGCGAGGAAGAAGACUGGAGUCAAUUCCUUGACCGGAUGCAGUUUGACUUUAUUCCUUACUAA
Molecule: messenger RNA, 1395 nt
Organism: Penicillium brevicompactum
Lineage: Eukaryota; Fungi; Ascomycota; Eurotiomycetes; Eurotiales; Aspergillaceae
Product: fungal specific transcription factor domain-containing protein
Exons: 3
Coding region: 1-1395 (464 amino acids)
Biological process (GO): positive regulation of transcription by RNA polymerase II
Cellular component (GO): nucleus
Molecular function (GO): transcription cis-regulatory region binding; DNA-binding transcription factor activity
Source: RefSeq, a predicted model, not a curated record